AUGGCAAAACUGAUUGUACUUUUAUUGCACUUGUUACAGGAGAGAGAAAAAAAAGCAAAGAAGAAGGCUGCUUCAUCUGCAACAGCUACCAAUGAGGAACCAACUGAAGCAGCAGAUGCAGAGGUGGUUGAAGUGGAAAAGACCAAUGUGAAUGUUGAACCUCCAGUCCCAUCAAAGACCAAGGAACAAAAGGAGAACACUAUCAGGCACAGGAAUAAAAAAAGAGGCCCAGAUUCUCUUCCAAGAGCCAUCCUUAAGCGGAAAAAGACAACAAACUACUGGAUAUGGGCUGCUGCUGCUGCUGCUGUUUUGUUAGUACUGCUGCUUGUAGUGGUCGGAUUCCAUUAUCUCCUCUGAAGAUUGAAGCUAGAGUUAAAUGAGUUAUGGGCCAAUUUUCUGCUUGAUGAGCUUGUGAGUGCCUAGGUCUGUAGUCUUAAACUCCAUUCCUUGUUCUUUACAUCCUAUUAGAGGGAUGGACUCAAACUCAUAAUGUUGUUGAGUAGCUCAGUCAAUCUGAAACAUCUACUGAUGGAGCAACUUUAUACAUUUGGUUUGGUUGUUGAAUUUUCAAAUUUUGACUUUGAUCAGAUAUCAUGGAUGUUAUCUUAAACAUUUUGCUAUUUACAGAAAUGCAAUGUUUAUACAGGCAGAUUAGUAGUUGGA
Vitis vinifera (wine grape) is the source of this 663-nucleotide messenger RNA. RefSeq names its product proton pump-interactor 1-like. The transcript has a single exon. NCBI's taxonomy places the organism in Eukaryota, Viridiplantae, Streptophyta, Magnoliopsida, Vitales, Vitaceae. Bases 1 to 357 code for a protein of 118 amino acids. The record is from RefSeq and is a predicted model, not a curated record.